AUAAUAACAGUGGGAUAGCUCAAGAGAACACAGAAAAUACAGAAAACAUCCAUCUGAGCGACUUUUGUUCAGCGAGUCUCUGCUUUUAAGGAUGGCCCAUAUAAAGAGGUUUGCUGGAAUUCCCAUGUCUAAGUGUAUGAGAGAAAUGUGCAGAGAGGAGGACUACAUGUUCCUACAGGACCCGAGAGACCAGGGCAAGACUCCUGAGGGCACCACGCUUCAGGACACUGAGUGGCAGCAAAAGCGGGAGGAAAGGAUUCGGCGGAGGGUGGAGAGAGAGCAGCAAGAGCAGGAAAGGCAGCGGCAGCUGGAGGAGCAGCAGAGGAAGAAGGAGGAGGAGUGGAGGAGUCAUGUGGCGAAACUAGCAUCUGAACGCGAGUCUCUACGUGACAGAUUACACAGGCUACGUGAAUUCAGGGACUUUCAGAAAAAGGUGCUGAUACAGGACCUGGGCCUGGAUCCAGACUCAUCCAAUGAGAAGCUGACAAAAAUCCUUAGGAGAUUGUAAUGGUGGUUAUUUGAAGAGACAGAAACACUGAAUGUAAAAUAUGCUGGAGGAAAACCUUUAAAAUAUGAGAUAUGUAGUGAACAGCUUUAUAGUUAAACAUUAAUCUAUUAUAUUUUACUGUGAAGAAAAUCAACGUUUUCAACUUUGCAACACCUGUUUGCCAUUCAAUGAGAUUUUAUUGCUGCUUAAAAAAUAACACAGUAUAUACACUGACACGCGAGACUGUAACUAGUGUAUCCCUUAAUUUUGUCCAUGACCAUGUCCCAUUUUCUUAUUAACACCGUACUGGUCUGUGGGAUAUCUGUGUAGUGGAUCUCCUGCAUUAAAUGUGGAUGUGAUUUCUGCCAGAGUCUGUAUGUCCCAUUCAUCUGGCACCAUGAAACCACUGGCAUUCAACCAGUGUUCAGCUUUAUUCACAAGAUAACAACUCACAAUUUAAACUAGUGUCUGCGUUCCCAAGCCAUAUUAUAAAGUAACACAUCAUGAUCAAUUUUCAUUCUGCUAUCUCAUGACUUGGCAGAUAAGUGGCAUAAAUGCAUAUUAAUUUAUUUAAUUCUGUAAUGCAUGAUGGUGUUAUAUACUUAAACUUAACUAAAACUUAAUUUAACACAAUAGUUAAUUGAUAGCAGAUAAUUGCUCAUUUAUUAACAUAUACUACUGAUGUAGGUGUAAAGCUUGUGUUUGUAAAACUGACCCAUAAGAAUGUAUUUCACAGGAACACAAUAACGCGUUUUGGGACCAAGUCCUUUAGUAAUGUUUGCAGUGUAGUAGGUUUCAGUUGAACUGUAUGUUUUGUUUUGAACAUGCUGUAAAAUAUAGAUUGAAGAUUUUGUUUUAACACAAAUAAAUAAAGUCUGUUUUACGUAA
This is a messenger RNA of Astyanax mexicanus (Mexican tetra), 1375 nucleotides long. Its product is annotated as DDRGK domain-containing protein 1. Lineage: Eukaryota; Metazoa; Chordata; Actinopteri; Characiformes; Acestrorhamphidae. Bases 92 to 508 code for a protein of 138 amino acids. The transcript is spliced from 6 exons. The record is from RefSeq and is a predicted model, not a curated record.